AUGCGUUUCCACGGAGCUGCCACCGCUCUGUUGAGCAUGACCGUGUUUGUCUGUGCAGCACCCACUGGAACCACAGAGGUCCAGACCCAACUGCCGGAUGGGCUACCCAACCCCAGCCAAGAGCAGCUGGCUGAGAUCGAGCAGAAUGCGCGUGGGACCCUGCCAAACACUCCCCCGCCACCUUUUAUCAGCCAAGAGGGCGUCACAAACUUGAAGCUGAUCGCGUUCAACGAGCUGUUCGAGGUCGCCUACUUCAACGAGCUGCUCCUGAACAUCACCACCAACGUCACUGGGUAUACCAUCUCCGACGAAAAUGACCGCGACUUUGUUAUCGAGGCAUUCACGGCUAUCCUGGCGCAAGAGGAGCUUCAUGCGCUCAGCGCGAACGGCGGCUUGAGCCACUUCGGCGUCGACCCGAUUCAGCCGUGCCAGUACCAGUUCCCCGUCGAGGACUUUAAGUCUGCCGUUGUUCUAGCUUCCACCUUCACGGACGUGGUUCUCGGCACGCUGCAAGACGUCGUGGAGAGGUUCGCCAUUGGUCAAGACUUCGACCUUGCGCGGCAGAUAUCCUCAAUUAUCGGGCAGGAGGGCGAGCAGCAGGGCUGGUAUCGUGUUAUACAGGGCAAAAUUCCGAGCGAGCUUCCAUUCCUGACAACCAGUGAUCUGAGCUUUGCGUUCACUGCCAUCCAAAGCUUUGUCGUCCCGGGCAGCUGCCCCAACAUCCAGGAAAUCCCACUAACGACAUUCGAGCCCUUGACCAUUGCCACUCCUCCUGGUCCCGAGACGCAGAAUAUCACCGUUUUUUUCAAAGAUACUGACUUCAACGAUCGAAAUGAACUGUGGAUCACCUAUAUCAACCAACAGAAUCUCCCGAUCGUCGAACCUCUGAAGAUCCUCUCUCAGGAGCAUGGCAACGUAGCUGCAGAGGCAAGUUUCCCUUAUACCGAGCACGAGAUGAACGGUUUUACCAUUGCGGCUAUUACAAAGAGCAGCGGACCUUUCGGCAACGCAUACGCGGUGGCCGCGCACACGAUCGCUGGACCUGGUUUCAUCACCAUCAACUGA
Messenger RNA from Penicillium lagena, 1065 nucleotides. RefSeq names its product putative sexual development protein (LsdA). The record is from RefSeq and is a predicted model, not a curated record. NCBI's taxonomy places the organism in Eukaryota, Fungi, Ascomycota, Eurotiomycetes, Eurotiales, Aspergillaceae. The transcript is spliced from 2 exons. Bases 1 to 1065 code for a protein of 354 amino acids.